Molecule: messenger RNA, 1555 nt
Organism: Triticum urartu
Lineage: Eukaryota; Viridiplantae; Streptophyta; Magnoliopsida; Poales; Poaceae
Source: RefSeq, a predicted model, not a curated record
CUCAGUAGCGGCGGCUAGGCCGGCGAGCGGGGGGAACAGCGUCACCUCCAGCACCAGCGCCGCCUGCGGCAUCGAGGAGCCCGACCCCGCCCCGCCCCUCGCCCCCGGCGCCGAGGACUGGGCGCGCAGCAAGAAGCACGCCGACGAGGUCCUGCUCCUUGUGCUGCCGCCAGAGCCCAUAGCUCGUGUUCCUCAGGAAGAAGAAGAAGACUGUGACUUGUGAGAGGCCGUCAGGUACUGCAGUAAACUGAAAAUGUUGAAGCUACAUCAGGAUUAACACUUCAUGAUCAUGGGAGUAGUAGUACUGGGAGUACACAAUUUAGUUUUACUACUACUGUCAACAUUCAGUUUUGACCGCAAGUGCUUGCAAAUUCAGUAACUUAAACUGAGAUGGGAUGGGAGGUGGAGGUGGAGAGGAGGAGGAGGAGCAGGCGGCGUGGGAUGGGAGGGGUGGUGGUGGAGAGGAGCGGCAUGGGGCGGCAUUCGGUCCGGAGAGAACGAGGAAGGUGGACCUCGGGUUUGGUCGGGGAAACGCUAAGGACUAAACUGCAAAAAAGCCAUGGGGACAACUAUUCUCGGACGGAGGGAGUAUCUUUUAGCAAAUUCAUAAGUGCUGCUGAAGAUGGGUGUUUGUAUGCUGGUCAAUUAUGUGCAGAAAACUGCAGUCAAUUAUCUUACUAGACCCAUCAGGUUCUUUCAUCAAUUGCAAGAGUUAUUCUCUGACCAGUCCCAUGCUGAUGGCUCGUUUGCAACUGACCAAACCACUGUCAAUGUGGAUGAUGACAGUGAUGACAGCGAGGAAUUGAGGGAACUUGAGGCCAAUCUAAUUCCAGUAGACAGUGAUGAAGCUGACUCUGAUACUAUUGAUCGCCACAGUCCAAAAGUUGACUUGGAAGGCAAUCCUUUAAUUAAGAAGCGCAAGCAUGUGUCAUCUUCACCUUCCAAGAAGCCAACUAAGGGGAAAGCAAAAAAGAAGAACAAGAUAUCUAAUGAUGAUAUGGCAGCCGGUAUCAAGAAGCUAGCUGACUCUCUUGCAUCUCCUAUUGUUUCCAUGCAACCAAUGCCACCUACAGAUCCAUAUGCAAACCUUUGGAAGCGGAUAAAUGCCCUUACCAUACCAGCUAAGGAUAAACUUGAGAUUGUAGCAUAUCUAUCCAAGCCAGACCAAGAUAUCUUCCGUAGUUAUCUCAACUAUGCUGAUGAAACGAUUCUUGGACAGUGGGUCCUUAGCUUCUUCGAGCCUCGGUUUCAAGAAGAUGGUGGCAAUGGUGGAUCUGCAACUGCUCACUGAAUGGCCAUAUAACUAGAUAGAGUUUGUGGCUUCCUUUUGUUUAUAUCGCUAGGAGCAUGGGUAACAUACAUCAUGCAUAUUCUGUCUAUAUAGAGCAGGCUGGGUGCAUCGUAUUUUGUUUAUAUGGAGCAGACUUGGUGCAUGCCUGACUUGUAUGACUUCAUGGUCUGGUAAAGACUUGGUUACUAUGUGAAUUUUAUUUAGCCUCCUUGAUUAAUCUGAUGUAUCAAACAUUAUGAGUUAUCUAAUGUAUUAGCUGAACCA